CUGCUACUAAAGAUGGUAGCCAGUUAAGAAUCGAGCUAAUUAGUAGCUUUCAAGCAAGAGAUUCAUCUCAAUAUAAAACAUACAGCACCGUAGAAGAGGACCAUUAGUCGAAACUGACGAGAUACAGCUUACCUGCCUUUCCACGUGGAAGAAAACGGAGGACAGAGACGUGCUAACUACGGAGUUGGCUUUUCUACAAGGAAUCUGCAGGACAACAUGAGUGGAGAGAAGCAAACAUUGCUGGAUGAAAUCAAACAGAGUUUACACCCUCUAACGGAGGAUAAUUUACGACACCUGUGUGAACGUUGUGGAAUAGAUGGCUCCCAAGUUAAAGGAAAGAACCAUCGCAUAUUGCAACGUAAAAUCUUGGAGGAAAUGUGGGUAAAUGCAAAUUCGGUCAAAUCGGAGGAGCAGGGAAUGUCUUGGUUACUCCAACUGAACGAUGACAUCAGGAGGAUACAGGAAGAAUCUACUGUGGCACCCAUGAGGCCCAGACAGUCUGAUGAUGAAGCUACAGACUGCGAUGAAGAAUGGGACAUGGAAAACAAGGAUCGGUGUCUUAGCAACGGGCUGGAGGCGGAGUCAUCUCCAGAGAACCACACCCCAGAGCAGAGGCAGAGGGGUGACAUGUCUCUCCCACCCGCCUCCCCUCUCCCCGAGUCCCCAGGUCCUGCCUCUCCCGCUGGCACAUUACUACUGGGUUUGAAGAGGGUGUCUGUGCGGCUGGUUGACUGCAGGAAAACACUGGGGCUGAGUGGAACUACGAGAGGAGGAGAAGAGAAGGGAUAUGGAGAUUCAGAUUCGAUAUCAUCAAGUAGGAACAAUGGGGACAACCCUAAUGGUCGCUCGCUCAGUGGGAUGGUCUUAUCUGGGAAGGCUCCAGGGUUGAACUUGAUCCAGCGACCUUACAGCUGUGAUGUAUGUGAGAAGAGUUUCACUCAGUCAGGAAACCUACGAAGACACCAAAUAGUACACACAGGAGAGCGACCAUAUGUCUGUCCUAUAUGCGGAAUGAGUUUCCUUAUGUCAGGAACACUGUCUAGACACAAGAGAACACACACAGGAGAGAAACCAUACGGCUGUCCUAUAUGUGGAAAGCUUUUCCGUACGUCAGGACAAUUGACUAUACACAAGCGAACACACACUGGAGAGAAACCUUAUAGCUGUGAUCAAUGUGGGAAGAGUUUUACUCAAGCUUGUUCCCUGACUGAACACAAGCGAACACACACUGGCGUGAUGUUCCACUGCUCAGACUGUGAGAAGAGCUUCGCUACAUCGGUGAAGUUGAAACGGCACCAGCAAACGCACACAGGAGAGAAACCUUAUCGCUGUGAUCAAUGUGGGAAGAGUUUUGCGAGAGCUUAUUCCCUGACUGAACACAAGCUAACACACACAGGAGAGAAACCAUAUGUCUGCGAUCAAUGUGGGAAGAGAUUUACUAACUCGGGAACACUGACUUUACAUCAGCCGACACACACUGGAGAGAAACCUCAUAGCUGUGCUAUAUACAGCUGUAAGCAUUGUGAGUGGAGUUUUGCUCAUUCAGAAGACCUAGCAAGACACCACCAGAGAAAACACAUGUGGGAGGGUAUUCAUGUCUGUGAUCAAUGUGGGAAGAGUUUUGCUAGUUCUGGAGACCUGAUUAUACACAAGCGUAUACACACUGGUGAGAAACAAUAUGUCUGUGAUCAGUGUGGGAAGAGUUUUGCUAGUUCGGGAAACCUGAAUAUACACAAGCGUAUCCACACCGGAGAGAAACCAUAUGUCUGUGAUCAAUGUGGGAAGAGCUUUGCCUCAUCUGGAUUCCUGACUAAACACAAGCAUAUCCACACCGGAGAGAAACCUUACAGUUGUGAACGGUGCGAGAAGAGCUGCGUUUCCAAAGGAGAGUUGAGGACGCACCAGCUGGUACACCCCAGAGAGAACUCUCUCUUCCUGUGUGAUCGAUGUGGGAAGAGCUUCACACACAUGGGAUCCCUGAAUGUACACAUGCGUAGGCACACAGGAGAGAAACCCUACCGCUGCGAUCAAUGUGGGAAGAGCUUUAUUCAGCCAGUAGAAUUGAAAAUGCACCAACGAGUGCACACUGGAGAGAAACCCUACAGCUGUGAUCUAUGCAGGAAGAGAUUCGCUCAGUCAGGACUGCUGACUGUACACAAGAGAACACACACUGGAGAGAAACGUUAUAAAUGUGAUAUAUGUGGGAAAAGAUUCGCUCAGUCAGGAAACCUGAAGAGUCAUCAGAAAACCCACACAGGCAGAAAGAGAACCCGCACAGGUGGAGAGAGAAGUCAAACAGACAGACUGAAUCACCACCACACCUCCAUCCUCUCAGGCGUCAGUUCUCAGGAUCCCUCUGUAGACUCUGGGUAAACAUCACAGGAUUCCUGUAUUGACUCUGGGUAAACAUCACAGGAUUCCUGUAUUGACUCUGGGUAAACAUCACAGGAUCCCCUCUGUGGACUCUGGGUAAACACCACAGGAUCCCCUCUGUAGACUCUGGGUAAACAUCACAGGAUCCCCUCUGUGGACUCUGGGUAAACAUCACAGGAUCCCCUCUGUGGACUCUGGGUAAACAUCACAGGAUCCCCUCUGUAGACUCUGGGUAAACAUCACAGGAUCCCUGUAUUGACUCUGGGUAAACAUCACAGGAUCCCUGUAUUGACUCUGGGUAAACAUCACAGGAUCCCCUCUGUAGACUCUGGGUAAACAUCACAGGAUCCCCUCUGUUGACUCUGGGUAAACAUCACAGGAUCCCCUCUGUAGACUCUGGGUAAACACCACAGGAUUGACUCUGGGUAAACAUCACAGGAUCCCCUCUGUGGACUCUGGGUAAACAUCACAGGAUCCCCUCUGUAGACUCUGGGUAAACACCACAGGAUUGACUCUGGGUAAACAUCACAGGAUCCCCUCUGUGGACUCUGGGUAAACAUCACAGGAUCCCCUCUGUGGACUCUGGGUAAACACCACAGGAUCCCCUCUGUUGACUCUGGGUAAACACCACAGGAUCCCCUCUGUUGACUCUGGGUAAACACCACAGGAUCCCUGUAUUGACUCUGGGUAAACAUCACAGGAUCCCUGUAUUGACUCUCGGUAAACAUCACAGGAUCCCCUCUGUUGACUCUGGGUAAACACCACAGGAUCCCGUCUGUUGACUCUGGGUAAACACCACAGGAUUGACUCUGGGUAAACACCACAGGAUUGACUCUGGGUAAACAUCACAGGAUCCCCUCUGUAGACUCUGGGUAAACAUCACAGGAUCCCCUCUGUAGACUCUGGGUAAACACCACA
This is a messenger RNA of Oncorhynchus gorbuscha (pink salmon), 3291 nucleotides long. RefSeq names its product zinc finger protein 883-like. Bases 217 to 2373 code for a protein of 718 amino acids. The record is from RefSeq and is a predicted model, not a curated record. NCBI's taxonomy places the organism in Eukaryota, Metazoa, Chordata, Actinopteri, Salmoniformes, Salmonidae. The transcript is spliced from 4 exons. Gene Ontology annotation, biological process: negative regulation of transcription by RNA polymerase II; regulation of cytokine production; regulation of immune system process.